Molecule: messenger RNA, 2739 nt
Organism: Anastrepha obliqua
Lineage: Eukaryota; Metazoa; Arthropoda; Insecta; Diptera; Tephritidae
Gene: tup
Product: insulin gene enhancer protein isl-1
Exons: 9
Coding region: 308-2035 (575 amino acids)
Biological process (GO): axonogenesis; neuron fate specification; positive regulation of transcription by RNA polymerase II
Cellular component (GO): nucleus
Molecular function (GO): cis-regulatory region sequence-specific DNA binding; DNA-binding transcription factor activity, RNA polymerase II-specific
Source: RefSeq, a predicted model, not a curated record
UUAAACCAUUCUUGCAUUCUUCUCUUGCGCUCUCGCCAAUUGACUUUUAAUGAUCAAUUCCAAUAUACGAUUUGUUCUCAGCAUUCGCAUCAGUUACAUUUUACGUUGUGCGCUGGUAAACAUCAUACAACAACACAACACACAACGAUAACCGCCGUUUAGUUUUUGUCCGGUUUCUAUGUUGUUUUUCGAUAGUGGGUGAGUGUGCGUGUGUGUGUGUGCGCGCGUGUGCGUUUCAAAACUGCAUUCUUGAGCACUCAUCAUCAUUCAUUAUCUAUCAGCAAGACGCCAGUUUUAAGCUUAAUAUAUGGUAAUGGCAGAGAUUGGUGGCCAUUUGGCUCACCAGCUACCAAAUUUGCACAACCACACACAAAGUGGAUUACAACCGUCACUGGUGAUGAACCAUCACCUGGAAUUGGAUUGCCAUGGACAUGAUGUGAUAAAAAAACAGCGUUUAUCACUUUGUGUGGGCUGUGGCGGUCAAAUUCACGACCAGUAUAUCCUGCGCGUCGCCCCCGAUCUUGAAUGGCAUGCGGCAUGCCUCAAAUGCCAAGAAUGCCGGCAAUUUCUGGACGAGAGUUGUACGUGUUUUGUGCGUGACGGCAAGACGUACUGUAAGCGUGAUUACGUUAGGUUAUUUGGUACAAAAUGUGAUAAAUGCGGUAGCUCAUUUAGUAAAAAUGACUUUGUGAUGCGGGCCAAAACGAAAAUAUUUCAUAUUGAAUGCUUUCGUUGUUCGGCGUGUGCGAGGCAGCUGCUACCAGGCGAUGAGUUUGCGUUACGAGAUGGCGGCAUAUUAUAUUGUAAGGAAGACCAUGAUGUUCUAGAGAAAUCCUCGCAAAGUAGUCUAACGUCAUCAUCAAUAGAAAGCAACAACAAUAAUAGUAGUAGUAAUAAUAAUAAUACAAGUCUUAGUAAUAAUAAUCAUUCCAGCGAAUUGGGUUCAAUGUCAGAUUCUGGUAGCGAAUCGGGCUCACAUAAAAGUAUUAGGGAAAAAAGGCCUUCGGGUCCAUCGGAUGGUAAGCCGACACGGGUGCGAACGGUCUUGAAUGAGAAGCAACUGCAUACAUUGAGAACCUGCUACAACGCUAAUCCGCGACCUGAUGCGCUCAUGAAGGAGCAGCUGGUGGAGAUGACUGGUCUCUCGCCACGCGUCAUACGAGUCUGGUUUCAGAAUAAACGCUGCAAAGACAAGAAGAAAACUAUACAAAUGAAACUGCAGAUGCAACAGGAGAAGGAGGGACGAAAGCUCGGUUAUGGCGCCAUGCAGGGCAUACCGAUGAUUGCAAGUUCGCCGGUGCGCCACGAUUCGCCGCUCAAUUUGCAGGGCCUCGAUGUGCAAACAUAUCAGCCGCCAUGGAAAGCCUUAUCCGACUUCGCGUUGCAUGCGGAUUUGGACAGCAAUGGUGCGAUAAACACGCAUACGCCCGCGUUCCAACAAUUGGUGAAUCAGAUGCAUGGUUACGAUCUCAAUGGCAUGCCACCGCUGCCACCACAUCAACAGCAAGGACCACAUCCGCCACCGCCCGGCCAACAAAUGAACGGACCACCCAUUGGCAGCAUGGACUCGGGCAUAACGUCACAUCAUCACCCGGACAGCACUGACUCAUAUGUGACCUAUCUGGAGAGCGAUGACAAGUCCAAACUGGCUUUGACACCAACAUCGUCAAUGUCUUUGUCACUGUCUUCAUCGUCGUCAUUAUCAUCAUCAUCGGCAUCAGCGGCCACAUCAAUCGCUUCGCCACCAUCAGCCUCAAAUACAGCCAAUGGAAGUGUGAGUGGCAUCGUCGGCCUUAGUGGAAGUGGAGCUGGAGCAGGAAUUGGCGUUGGAGCUGGAUCUAGUGGUAGUAUUGGUGUUGGUGGUAUAGCUUGUGCGCUAAACACAGGUCUCGGUCUGGGAGCCAUUGGGAUGGGCGGUGGUGGCGGCGGUGGCCUUGGUGGCACAGCGAGCUGUGGCCAAGCGCAAUCUGCGACGGAGCAGCUAAUGCAAAUGUUGCAAAAAGUAACCGCUUCGCCAUCGCAUGCGGUGCUAUGAAGGAUGUACGAGGAGUUCUGUCGUCAAGCCGGAACUCAGUGAUGCGCAAAGGGCAAAUGUGCAAUUUCCAAAGGAGGUGUAAGAGGAGCAGGCGACUAUUGGAAGGGCAAGCAGGUAUAGAGAAGCAACUGCAGUUGAUGAGCAGUAUAAGUAUAUGAGUAUGUGUAUAUGUAGCUCGUAGUAGAAAAGGCGCCUCAGUAUAAGCUUUAGUUGCCGGUUGAAUAAGAGUGUUAAUGAUUGAGCACUUCAGCGCGCAAUGUCGUUUAACAGUAGCUGAGAAUGAGCGACAGCAUUCGCGAGACAAGCUGCGCUAGAAUUUCGUCACCAAAAGCGUGUAGAGCGCGCGCCAAGAGUGUGAAUAUUACACGAACAAUACUUAAAAGCAUGAAGAGUGCACUGCUACGCCCGCUGUUGCCUACUGUUAGGCGCAAUUUUUGGUAAUGAAAUUUUAGUGCGUUGAAUUACGAAAUCGCAGUGCAGUUUAAUCAAGCAAUCAAAUUGUUACUUUAUCCAAUUGUUGCAUGGUUUGGCAAACAUUUUCACACUCUUUAAAGAACAUAAAAUUGGAAUUAUUUAAAAACUUUCAAAAGAAAUUUGCGCAAAGGCAUUGAAAAAUGGCUGCAAAUGCAAACAGAAAUGCUCACUCACUUGAAAAGUUCAUUAAUUGUAAAAACAAAAACUCAGUUUAAAGAAAUUGAAAACAA